This is a messenger RNA of Castor canadensis (American beaver), 553 nucleotides long. Lineage: Eukaryota; Metazoa; Chordata; Mammalia; Rodentia; Castoridae. The record is from RefSeq and is a predicted model, not a curated record.
AUGAGACCUGAAGUGUUAGAGAGACUCAAGGAACAUAAAGUAUGUAUUCAAUGUGGAGAAUCCUUUCGACACUCUCCAGAGAGUGUAAGCAAGGAAACUCUGCUUAGAACAGCACCAUGUAAAAGCAUUAUAUGUGAUGCUUAUGGGAAAACCUUCACUGAUGGCAAGGCUCUUCUAAUCCAUGAAAGGAUACACAAUGUAGUGAAAUCUCAUGGAUGGAAAAAAGGUGGAAAAGGCUUCAUUCCAUCUGGUAACUUUCACAUUCAUGAAACUUCUCACAUUAGUGAGAAACCUUGUGGAUGUAAACAAUGUGGGAAAGCCUACAUGAGCUCUAGUAACCUUCAUAUUCAUGAAAGAAGUCACAGUGGAGAAAAACCAUAUGGACAUAAGCAGUGUGAGGAAGUCUUUACACAAGCCAGUUACCUUCAAAUGCAUGAAACAACUCACACUGGAGAGAAACCCUAUGGAUGUAACAAAUGUGGGAAAUUCUUCACUCAUGCAUGUUACCUUCAUUAUCAUGAAAGAACUCACACUGCAGAGAAACCCUAUAGAU